AUGUUUGAUCCCAAUUUGAUGCCCAACUUGAAUAGACGCCGCCGUGCUGAAAUUCAGAUACCCUCUCGGAAAUUCUGGAUUCAUUUGUAUAUAAUUCUCUCUGGGUACUUUUGCGAUUUGAGUGUUACUUUGGCAAGCCGUACUUUUUUGAUUGGAGAAGAUGUAUCAGCAGUGUCCAAUGAGAAUGCAGGUAUUGCAUUGGCAAACCAUACAUUGUCGAUUGGGCAGGAGUUCCCAGAUGUCGACACUUGUAGGAGGACAUUAAAAGAUAUAGCUAUUGCUAUGCAUUUUGAGAUUAGGAUAGUAAAAUCCGAUAGGAGUAGGUUCAUAGCCAAGUGCUCCAAAGACGGUUGUCCAUGGCGUGUCCAUGUGGCUAAAUGCCCUGGAGUUUCCACAUUUACCAUUAGGACACUUCAUGGGGAGCACACAUGCGAAGGUGUUCAGAACCUCCACCAUCAGCAGGCAUCUGUGGGUUGGGUUGCACGGUCCGUGGAAACACGCAUUAGGGAUAAUCUGCAGUAUAAGCCAAAGGAGAUUUUGCAAGACAUUCGGGAUCAACAUGGGGUUGCCUUGUCUUAUAUGCAGGCAUGGAGGGGAAAGGAGCGUAGUAUGGCUGCACUGCAUGGGACUUAUGAGGAAGGAUAUAACCUUCUUCCUGCGUAUUGUGAACAGAUAAGGAAGACUAAUCCUGGUAGCAUUGCCUCAGUUGUUGCCACUGGACAAGAUAAUUGCUUUCAGCGACUUUUUAUUUCAUAUCGUGCUGCAAUUUAUGGGUUCAUAAAUGCUUGUCGGCCACUUUUGGAACUGGAGAGGGUUCAUCUCAAAGGAAAGUACCUGGGAACGUUGCUUUGUGUUGCUGCUGUUGAUGCUGAUGAUGCGCUGUUUCCAUUGGCCAUAGCUGCUGUUGAUGUGGAGAGCGAUGAGAAUUGGAUGUGGUUCAUGUCAGAGCUGCGGAAGCUUCUUGGAGUAAAUACUGACAGUAUGCCUAGACUCACUAUUAUUUCUGAGAGAACGAUCGGUAUGGUGGAAGCAGUCGAGACACAUUUCCCUAAUGCAUUUCAUGGUUUCUGUCUACGAUACAUCAGUGAGAAUUUUCGGGAUACAUUUAAGAACUCAAAGCUGGUAAAUAUAUUUUGGAAUGCUGUUUAUGCACUUACAUCAGCUGAAUUUGAAAGUAAGAUCUCUGAGAUGGUUCAGAUUUCACAAGAUAUUCUUCCGUGGUUUGACCAUUUCAACCCCCAGCUGUGGGCUGUGGCAUACUUUGAGGGGGUUCGUUAUGGUCAUUUUACAUUGGGGAUCACAGAAUUUUUGUAUAAUUGGGUAUUGGAAUGCCACGAGCUUCCUAUCGUACAAAUGAUGGAGCAUAUCCGCCAUCAAUUAACGUCAUGGUUCAUUGAUCGCAGAAAUAUGAGCAUGAGAAUGACUUCAAUACUUGUUCCGUCUGCGGAGAAGCGGAUUUCAGAGGCAAUCACUGAUGCUCGCUGUUACAAAGUACUUCGUGCAAAUGAAGUUGAAUUUGAGAUUGUCUCGACUGAGCGGACUAACAUUGUGGAUAUAAGGAGUCGAAUCUGCUCAUGUCACCGUUGGCAACUCUAUGGUCUCCCAUGUGCACAUGCUGCUGCUGCACUCACCUCUUGUGGGCAAAAUGCCCAUUUAUUUGCGGAGCACUGUUUCACUGUGCACAGUUACUGUGAGACCUAUUCACAGCUGAUAUAUCCCAUCCCCGAUAAAAGCCUUUGGAAGGAGCCUGGUGAAGGAACUGAUGGUGGAGGUGCAAAAGUUGAUAUCACAAUUCGUCCACCUAAAAUUCGUAGGCCUCCAGGAAGACCCAAAAAAAAAGUUCUUCGCAUGGAGAGUUUAAAACGCCCGAAGAGAGUCGUUCAAUGUGGUCGCUGCCAUAUGCUAGGACAUUCUCAAAAGAAAUGCACAUUGCCAAUUUGA
Fraxinus pennsylvanica is the source of this 1941-nucleotide messenger RNA. The record is from the annotation of a GenBank genome assembly. Lineage: Eukaryota; Viridiplantae; Streptophyta; Magnoliopsida; Lamiales; Oleaceae.